Messenger RNA from Mercenaria mercenaria, 2085 nucleotides. RefSeq lists its product as uncharacterized. The record is from RefSeq and is a predicted model, not a curated record. NCBI's taxonomy places the organism in Eukaryota, Metazoa, Mollusca, Bivalvia, Venerida, Veneridae. Bases 48 to 1955 code for a protein of 635 amino acids. The transcript has 11 exons.
GUCAUUACAAGUACCAUUGCAGCGGUAGACGCGGAAUACUUUGAAAUAUGGCGAAUAUAAUACCGUGGACUAUUUUGGUAUUCUCAUACAUGUGUAGUGUUCAUGCUAUAUUGCAGAAAAGCCAUUAUGGAAAGGAAUUCUAUAUCGGGAUGAUUGCUGCUCGUACCUGGACACCAGAUUUCCAAAUCGAUAUUGCAUCAAAAGAAAAGGGGAACAUGUACCUCGACAUCCCAUAUUUGAACAUACACCGGAACCAAAGCUUGCCAACAGGAGAUACCACUUUGACGGUUAGCAAUGCAUUAAUUCGUGGGGGAACAUUUACAGAAAACCGUGGUAUAUACUUGAGUGCAGAUGUACCUGUGGCUGUAUAUGUGACAUGGAAACCUGUAAAUGGUGUUACCGAUACUUACUUAGCAUUACCUUUGUCUUCAUUAGGAACACGAUACACUGUUGCUUCUUAUGAUCCUUGCCCCCCGUCAGUAGGUUGUAGCAUUGACCGAUCUACAAUGAUGAUAAUCGGUGUAUAUGAUAAUACAACAGUAAGUGUGACUGAUAGUAACAACAGAAUCACUAUAGUAAGAUUAGAUUGUCAAGAUGUUCAUCAACUGUCACGUCAAACAGACAUUUCCAAUACGGUCAUUUGGUCAGAUAAGCCAGUUUCUGCUAUAUCUGGAACGUCCUGUGCUUUUGUUCCGCAUGGCGUUAGUGACUGUGAUAUGCUUUUGGAACAAAUGAUUCCAUCACAAUCGGCUUGGGAUACAGUAUUUAUUGUUCCUCCUAUCUUCCCUAAACUAGGAUAUCUUGUUAAAGUAUUUUCUGCCAGUAAUGAAAAAUAUUGCUUAAAAAAUGUUUCAACAACACUUUGUAACCAGGCGUAUAAAGAGGAAUAUUUAAUGGGAACCGGUCCAGUAAUAAUUACUUCAAAUGAUUCAAUAAGUGUUGUGCAGUAUGGUGUGGGAGAGUACUACGAUCAAAUUCCGUCUGAUGGAUUUAUGACUGUGAUUCCAGGCAUAGGCAACUAUUUGAAUAGCUAUUACUUUGUCAUUCCUAGAAUUUAUUCCUCACUUACAAACAGCUUGUCAAUCGUUGUUCCUACUACCGAAGCUGGAGGUCUCCGUUUAGAUGGAUCACAGUUGAUUUCGACGAAAUCAUAUUCAGUUCCGGACCCGUUUUCCAACUAUACUUUACUUAUCAUAAACGUAACUGUUGGUUACCAUGAACUGAAUCAUAUCCAUACCGACGUAAUGUUUGGAGUGACUGCUUACGGGUUAGAUACUUUUAUUGGAUAUGGUUUUCCCGUCGGAUUUGGAUUUCCGUUAGUGUAUAAACCAACUACGGCACCUGAAACAGUCACUACUUCUGAUGUGCAUCCUGUAGAACUUACUACUUCACCAACGCAGAUGUCAAAGACUGUAACGUGUUACUCUUGUGAUGACCUUAGUUACGUUGAACUGUGUGAUGUUGUCAAGCACUGUGACGUUAAUGAGGUUUGUUACCUGAAGAGUUACAUGAAAUUUGGGCGAAAGUUAUACAGGUCAGGAUGUAUGCAGUCAAACAUGUGUUUGCAAGAAAUGGACUUCUAUCAACAUUUGCCGGAUAAAUGUAUCGAGUGCUGUCCAGAACAUUACUGUAACCAUAAAGGAUGUGGUGAUAACGGGUUAGUACCACGACAUCAACGCGGUCCUCUUUGCUACGACUGCCCCUAUGAACAGUCACCGGUAGACUGUAAUAAACUUGCACUGUGUGAGCAAAACGAGUUCUGUAGUAUUGAAGAGUUCAAAUGGGGAGAUCAUUCUCAUUUCAUAAUGGGCUGUUCAGAUGAACAGUGUUCUCGUUCAUCAAGAGCGGUGCACGUUGCGACACGUGCUUUGCCAGUUUGUCGUUCAUGCUGCACGGAUGAUUACUGCAACCUGAACUGCACAAGAAGUGAUGUUUGGUCAAUUCUGGUUGGAUAGGGAAGCAGGAACCGGCAUGGCAUGCUGAAAUGACGAACCUUACUUUAUAACAUAAAUAAUCAGACAAUUCUUUUGUGUAUGUGAGUGCUGUAUGUAUGUAAACCAUAGGUCGUUGUACGAAGGAUAGGGA